AGCAUUUCAUGUCUGGCUGUUUGCUUGCUGUACAACUGUAUAGAGAAGAAGGUAACUCUCUAGCUGAAGAACGAGUGAACGAAAAAGAAAAGAAAAACUGUUGUGUUGUCACCAGAAAUUCUGACCAGUUUCCAAAAUAAAAUUCGUGUACACGUUUACACACCGAAAGGAUUUUCAACGGGUUUCCAAUUUGUGAUUUACGCUUCACACUCUCACUGUGUGUGAAUUUCUCAAUUGAAGAAAAACAGAGAGCAUCUAAACUGUGAUUUUUCAUCGUUGUUUUCACGUCUGAUCACACGGCAAUUGUGAAAGUGUCAGUGCCAAAGAAAUGUGCUAAUCGAAAGUUGAAAUAGAAAUCCAAAGAGUUAGGGAAAUUUAUAACAAAUCGAACCGUUUGUGUCGUCGUCGUCAACAUCGUUCUCUAUUUGAUUUAAAACUAAACUCUACAAAUCAUGGCUGGAGCGAAUAACAAAAAACAACAGAAACAAGCCAAAGUUGCUAAGAAACCAUCGCAGGAAAAAACACAAAAGAAGGGAAAAUCCACAUCAAAUGGAUCAUGUUGCCCAUACUUCUUUGGUAGUUUGUUGGUGUUCGCAGCAAUUGGUGGACUUUUAGCUUAUGACACACAACGUAACGAUGGUGUGUUUGAGAAAUCGGCUGCUGGCAAAUUCUUGAAAGACACCGGUGCAUUGCCAUACGUAGAAGUUGCCUGGACGAAGUCGUUGUCGACCAGCGCACGUGGCUACCAAUGGGCUGAAGUAAAUGUACCCAUUUACGCAAACAUUACCUAUGUCACUUUGAAACCAUACGGUUUAUUCUUGAAAGACUUGGGUAUCGUUGGAUUGACCUCUGCUAAAAAUGGAUGGGUUGUCACAAAAGAGUACGUCGCAGCGAAAACUCCAGUAGUUGUCAAUUUCAUCGAACAAUACGCACCUGGCUUGCCACAGAAAAUUUCCGACGCAUCGAUUUCAACGUGGAACGUUAUUUCUAGCACCAGCGCAACCGUUUACAAAAACAGCGGGGAGUUUCUUCAAACAAAAGUCUUUGUCGGACGACUUUCACCCGAAAAUCUAGGCAAAGCACUUAAUCAAACACAAAUCGCCGUAGCCGAUUACUAUAGUUGGUUUCAUAAAAAAGUUGAUAUUUACGCAAAAAUCAAGUGAUAUGGAUACCUCAUAAACAGCACAACCGAAUAAAAAAGAAACAACAGAAAAUAUGAAAAUUAGCUAAAAAAAAAAGAAGAGAAAGAAGAAGAAGAAAAUAAGAUCAAGACCAUCAUCAUUCAGCACAGCGGCAUAAAAAUCAACAUGCAUUCUAGUAAUUUGACAUUUAUUCUUUUCGUUGAGAGAGUAUUUGUUUUGAAGUACACAAUCGACUAUUGUGUCAUCUAGAGCAAUAUACAUAUUGUAUUUAACAGAAAAAACUGUCAUAAAUGUAAAAUACACGAGAAUUCUAAAUAAACACACCAUAAAAACCACCAUCAAAAUGAACACGAGUAAAGUUUCCCAAACACACACACACAAAAUAUGGAGUAUUUGUCCUGUUUAAAAUCGAAAGUGUCUGUAUACCGAAUAAACAUGUUACAAUUUUAAAGGAGAAGAAAAAAAUAACCUGAAAUUAAUUCGCAUUCUCACCGUGUGUGUACUCAAACAAAAACAUUGGCAAAUUACGCUAAAUUUCCAAAUGCUGUCAUGUAAUUUAUUGUUUGUUUUUCAUAUUCUAUUCCAUUUCUUUUUUAUGUAAUCAUAAAUUGAUAUUAAAAUUAAUUUAUAGAAUAAUUGUGAGAAGAUGAUAAAAUAAAUAAAUAAAGAAAUCCUUUUGAAAUGGACGAAAAAAAAACAAAA
Messenger RNA from Sitodiplosis mosellana (orange wheat blossom midge), 1844 nucleotides. RefSeq lists its product as uncharacterized. The record is from RefSeq and is a predicted model, not a curated record. NCBI's taxonomy places the organism in Eukaryota, Metazoa, Arthropoda, Insecta, Diptera, Cecidomyiidae. The coding region runs from base 453 to 1163 and encodes 236 amino acids. The transcript has 5 exons.